This is a messenger RNA of Spodoptera frugiperda (fall armyworm), 1315 nucleotides long. RefSeq names its product phospholipase A1-like. Gene Ontology annotation, molecular function: lipase activity. The transcript has 8 exons. Bases 109 to 1194 code for a protein of 361 amino acids. Lineage: Eukaryota; Metazoa; Arthropoda; Insecta; Lepidoptera; Noctuidae. The record is from RefSeq and is a predicted model, not a curated record.
ACUUAAGUUCAGCAUAAAAAGGAAAUUUUUCACACUAAGGCAAGUAGUGUUAAUACUACAGAGCUGAGAGUAACUUCAGUAGUUCAACAUAAAAAAAAAUCCAUCAAAAUGGCUCAGAUCAUUUGGACAGCCGCAGUCGUCCUUUUAGCUAUUCUGCAGAGCACGCGAGGCAUGACUCUCAAAGGUUAUAAUGGGUCGAUGACCAAUUCAUUAGAAGUUAGCUGGGCUAAUGCCUCACAGCUCAUUGAUCAAGAAUAUAUCGAUGUAAAUAGAACAGUGUAUAUCUAUGUCCAUGGAUUCGGGGGUAACGAAACAACCCAAGGCACAGACCAAUUUAUUCAAGCUACCAUAAACAAAGGUGAUAGAGUAGUAUUAGUUAACUGGUCCGAGGAAGCUGCAUUUCCAGAUUAUUUUAGAGCGGCUAAAAAUACCGCAAUCGUUGGUCCGCAAUUAGGAGAAGCUUUAUUGAUCUUGACGGCUAGCGGCCUACCUAUUGGAAAUAUAGUAUUGGUUGGUAUGUCUUUGGGCGCACACGUGUGUGGUCAAGCUGGAUAUUAUGUUCAAAUACAUCUUGGAACUUCAGUACCUCUGAUCGUAGGUCUAGACGCAGCGAAAGAGCUAUUUGAACCUAAAAAUAAUAUAUAUAGAUCUAUAAAGAGAACUGACGCCAUACAUGUGAUAGGAUGCCAUUCAGAUUGGCUCCGAUUUGGUAUGAUGAGUCCCUACGGAACACACGACUUCUUCUUCAACGUCGUAUCGUAUACGUUGCUAGGUUACCAACCUGGAUGUGGCUUAGUUAAUACAGUAUUAAAGCCAAUCACUGCAUUACAAACUUUGAAUUUUAAUGCUAUAAUAUUUUGCAGUCACCGCAGGAUGGUGUCGUUGUGGGUCGAAGUCGUGCAAUAUAUGUGUACGAUGAUAGGCAAUCAAGCCAGUAGCUCUGUUGAUUGGGUGGCCAGAGGAGGAUCACCCAUAAACCUCACUUGUCUCAGUUACAACGCAACCCAAAGAAACUUCGCAGCGUUACCACGAAGUCGUGGACACGCGGCGACUGUUGGAACUAUAAGGCCUUGGACACAACGGUGGGGAGCUCACUCCAGGAUCGCAGCGUCGGAGACGCACCAUCAGUGGACGCCGGCCACCAUAAACGCAGACAGGGUGAUGGGACUUCUUGAAGGGAAACUCCCAGUCUGAAAUCUUUAGUGCUUUUUGUUAAAUACCUACAAUAAAGGGACACAUUAAAUAAACCAGAGGUAUAUCCAAUUAGUAUUGCCAUGCACUAUAAAAUUGUAUAUUAAAAUUUCCUAUGUCGAAA